UCUUGGAUUUAUUGUGGCCCCUCAUCUCCUAUUUGGGUUUUGUUCUGUGGCCCCGUAUCUGGCAUAAGUUAUUUAAUAAUUCUUAGUAUUUGACCAAUCAAAUUAGCCCAUUGUUUUGACCUUCGACCAGCAAUAGGGAUAUCCCCCUAGGCCCCUAUUGCUAACGCCACCUAGCGGGGGUAUCCCUCAGCCAAUCAAAAUUUGCUAAUUUAUAAUUUAAAUAAUAACAAGUUCAAUUAUCCAAUCAUUUCUCUUAUUAUAAAACAACAACUUUUAUCAGCCAAUCAAAUUUAUCAGGGCCCCCUUUUACCUUCUUGUAUCCUUGUUGAGCGUCACUUUCAAAAAUUUACGCUAAAGGCAAAGCCACGGCAAUUUAAUCCACUGCUUCCAAGGAUUUUAAUUAAGUUUGCCAUUGUUAUUGUGAUUUGUGACGAUUAUAAUUUUUUUUUGAUCUCGGACAUUAUGGAUUCGCUAUUCCUACGAGAGUUCCUAAGUAUUCCCGCAUGGUAUGUCUUGUAUGACGAAGAAGAAGUUCGCCUUGUGUCCGUGAUCGAAGAAGCAGAAUUUAACCGCCAAAACGCUUUCUGGAUCAUUUCCUUAGACUGUUCGGCUAUGUGCUGCGGAUGUUUGUUUUGCUUCCCGGAGGAAUUUACUUCAAUCCCCGUGUGCUCUACUCUGUCCUUGCCGCGUUUCGACUAGACUGCGUUGACCCAGUCGUGCUCGAUAUUCAAAAUAUUCUUAGUGUGUAACAAAAACAAAAUGGCGGACUCAGAUAGCGAGGUAGAAAUCACACGCGGUGAAGCUGCGGUUAAAAAAUGGGCAACUAUGAAAAAACUUUCCCCCAAAACAGCAGACAGACUGAUAGAAUUGGGGUAUGACAGCAUGGAGGCGUUAUCCCUCCUUUCCGAAGACGACCUCGGCGAGGCCAACAUUCCGAUCGGCCAAACAAGGCUGCUUCUUUACAGUCUGAAACAGACCUUUCCGCGAGGCCAAGCGGCGUCAGGGAAUAACGCUAACCACUGUAACCAGGACCCGCAAACGAACGUGGACCCUGAGCCAAACAUUCAAAAUAUUGGGGACGACGACGUAUUCAUAAGGAACGUUCUGGGCCAAUUGAACGGGGCACAAACCCAACAGCAACCCUCCCAGACAGGACCAAGUGGCAAUAUGAACGGCACCAAUCCUCCCUGCACAGCUGUAUUAGACACCAGGGUGAAUUUGCUCCGCAGUAGUGUUCUGGCUGAUUCCACAAAGAAAACUUACUCUUCGUAUCUCCAGCCUUACCUGCACUUCUGUAAUUCAAAGGGAAUUCCACUUGUGCCUAUCACCCCUGUAAAUUUAGCUCGUUUUAUUGCCUUAUUAUCUUAUAAGCUUUCUUUCAACUCUAUUAGGAACUACUUGUCAGUAGUUCGCCUCCUGCAUUUGGAGGCUGGGUUUGCAAACCCAUUAGAUUCAUAUUAUAUCAGUAGCUUACUCAAGGGCACAAAGCGUGUCCUGGGAGCUCAGACAGUUAGGAAGUUGCCCAUUACCCCUAACAUCCUCUACAGGAUAUUUAACAUCUUAAAUUUUAGCAACCCCAAGCAUUUGUGUUUUUGGGCAGCUUGUUUGGUUGGCUUCUUCUCCUUUUUCAGGAAGUCUAACCUCUUAGCACCAUCCUGGGAACAAUUUGACCCCAGUAAGCAUAUGUCUAGGAAUAAUGUACGUUUUUCAAAAACAGGGGCAGUUAUAGUAGUUACAUGGUCUAAAACCAUUCAAUAUAUGCAAAGGUCUCUCUUAGUUCCUUUGCCGCAUAUUCCUAAGUCCCCAUUCUGCCCUAGUUGCAUACUCCGUUUGGUUUUCAUGCUAAACCCCACCAAUCUCCCUAGUUGUCCAGCCUUUAUGUACACACUAGAUUCAAAAAAUCACAUUUUGAGCUACGCAACAUUCCUACAAAUGCUUAAAUCAUGUUUGUCUCAAAUUGGUUUAGACCCAUCCAAAUAUUCGGGACACAGCUUUCGAAGGGGGGGAGCCUCCUUUGCCCUUGAAUGUGGCCUCCCACCAGACCUUAUAAAAUCUCAGGGCGAUUGGAAGUCAGAUGCUUAUCAGUCGUAUCUAGAUCCUUCCCUCUCUUUCCGUGUGCAAGUAGCGGAGCGAUUAGGGUCAGAAAUGUUACGUCGUUUCCCCACCCCCACAUAAUCUUGCCAUGGGUCCAUACCUGUCUCCAUUUAAUUUAUAUUGUUUUGUUAUAUGUAUUAUUUGUAUCAUGUGCUGUUCCAUGUUUAUGUGUGUACCAAAAACAUUUUAAUGUGAGGGUUGCUGAGGAGAUUCAGACACUACCGCUAUACCAUUACUUCCGUCCAGACAGAACAUCCUAAUGCUACCGAGUCUGUUCCGACUUGUCCCACUAGCCAGCCAAGCUAAAGACUUCAACUACCCUGGCAAUGGAGGAACAAUAUGUGUUGUUGCUAACAUUGGUGUCGAUAUGUGCUCCGUGAACCAACCAGAACAGGGAUUUACCCUGACAGUGACUAAACAUUCGACCCAUUCAGCGUGCGUCUAUUCCCAUGAUGCUGGUGUUUUGUAUGCAGUUAGCCGUGUGUUCUUAUUCCGCCUCCCUAGCUUUCCUUUAUGUGGUACCACACCGUAAGGCAUAAUCAUUCGUCUCCGUGCCAUCAGUUUGGGACUAUCAGUCCCUGGAGUUACAGUUUUCAGUGUGCAUGUAUUGUUAAUAAUGUGUUGUGUACAUAUGUUUCUACCCCUACUACCAGUUUGGGCAUUGGAGAUUUACCAUGAUUGUAAUGCUUGUCUUCAUUAUCAUAUCUAAUAAAUCAUGGUAUUUGCCCAAACUGGUCUUUUAUUGUUUUACUGCUAUAGUAUCCAGAUAGAUAAGAAAUUAAUGUGUGAUUAAACUUUGUUUAAUAUUUAUUAAUUUCUGUGAAUGAUAGGACCAGCGCCAUCUUGGAUUUAUUGUGGCCCCUCAUCUCCUAUUUGGGUUUUGUUCUGUGGCCCCGUAUCUGGCAUAAGUUAUUUAAUAAUUCUUAGUAUUUGACCAAUCAAAUUAGCCCAUUGUUUUGACCUUCGACCAGCAAUAGGGAUAUCCCCCUAGGCCCCUAUUGCUAACGCCACCUAGCGGGGGUAUCCCUCAGCCAAUCAAAAUUUGCUAAUUUAUAAUUUUAAAUAAUAACAAGUUCAAUUAUCCAAUCAUUUCUCUUAUUAUAAAACAACAACUUUUAUCAGCCAAUCAAAUUUAUCAGGGCCCCCUUUUACCUUCUUGUAUCCUUGUUGAGCGUCACUUUCAAAAAUUUACGCUAAAGGCAAAGCCACGGCAAUUUAAUCCACUGCUUCCAAGGAUUUUAAUUAAGUUUGCCAUUGUUAUUGUGAUUUGUGACGAUUAUAAUUUUUUUUUUUUUUUUUUUUUGUGUACGGUACUUUUGUUUGUCUAAUGUCAUUGUAGUUAGAAAUGAGAUUUACCAUGAUUGUAAUGCUUGUCUUCAUUAUCAUAUCUAAUAAAUCAUGGUAUUUGCCCA
Magallana angulata is the source of this 3506-nucleotide messenger RNA. RefSeq lists its product as uncharacterized. The coding region runs from base 760 to 2175 and encodes 471 amino acids. Lineage: Eukaryota; Metazoa; Mollusca; Bivalvia; Ostreida; Ostreidae. The record is from RefSeq and is a predicted model, not a curated record. Gene Ontology annotation, molecular function: DNA binding. The transcript is spliced from 2 exons. Gene Ontology annotation, biological process: DNA recombination; DNA integration.